AUGCUCUCAUCCACCCUCCUAACCCUCCUCGCCCUCACAUCCGCCACCCCCCUCGCCCGCUCCACAACCCUCACCGCCCAAAACCUCCUCACCAUCGCCCCCUCAACCUCCACCUGCGACCCCACCGCCGACUUCGCCACCGAAUGCCGCCCCGCCACCGUCGCCGCCCCCGCCAUCGCCAAAUCCUUCACCACCUACACCAUCACCACCUUCGGCGCCCAAGCCGCCCUCGUAAGCAUAAUCCUCUUUGAAUCCGGCAACUUCAAAUACUCCCAAAACCACUUCCCCGCCCCGGGGAACCCGGGCCAGGGGACCCGCAACAUGCAAUCGCCCGCGUUCAACGCCAAGUACGCGGACGACCUCGCAGCGAAGGGCGUGUGUGGGUUGACGACGGAGAAGGUCGCGGCGGCGAAGGCGCAGGGUCCCGAGAAGGUGCUGGAGUUGGUGAACACGGAUUCGUUGGGGUUUGCUUCUGCGGCGUGGUUUUUGAGGACGCAGUGUGGCGAGGGGGUGGAGGAGGGGUUGGCCGGGGCGACGGAGGAGGGGUAUGUGGCUUAUUUGACGGAGUGUGUGGGGACGACGGCGACGGAGGAGAGGAUUGCGGGGUGGAAGGCUGUUGUGGCGUUGGGGCAGUGGUGA
Messenger RNA from Zasmidium cellare ATCC 36951, 639 nucleotides. RefSeq lists its product as uncharacterized. The transcript has a single exon. The record is from RefSeq and is a predicted model, not a curated record. Bases 1 to 639 code for a protein of 212 amino acids. Lineage: Eukaryota; Fungi; Ascomycota; Dothideomycetes; Mycosphaerellales; Mycosphaerellaceae.